Bathycoccus prasinos is the source of this 420-nucleotide messenger RNA. RefSeq names its product 50S ribosomal protein L18. The transcript has 2 exons. Gene Ontology annotation, cellular component: ribosome. The coding region runs from base 1 to 420 and encodes 139 amino acids. Gene Ontology annotation, biological process: translation. NCBI's taxonomy places the organism in Eukaryota, Viridiplantae, Chlorophyta, Mamiellophyceae, Mamiellales, Bathycoccaceae. The record is from RefSeq and is a predicted model, not a curated record. Gene Ontology annotation, molecular function: 5S rRNA binding; structural constituent of ribosome.
AUGGCGUUACCUCAACAAAAGCAAACGGUCGUGACCACGGUCGCUCGCUUGACGCCGAAAGAGGCGAAAAGACAGCAGCGCCAUCGAAAAAUCCGUUCCAGACUCACUGGAACUGCCGAUAGGCCGAGAAUUAGCGUGUACAGAAGCAACCAACACGUCUUUGUGCAAGUCAUCGACGACGACGCGCAAAAGACUUUAGUUUCCUUAGGUACGCAGAGUCAAGAGGUCAAAGCGGUCGUUGGUUCCGAAGAGUGGAAAACGAAGACUGUGGCUGCGGCGAGUGAGUUGGGUAAGAUGUUGGGUAAGAAGUGCGUCGACGCCGGCAUCACAUCUGCCGUGUUUGAUAGAGGAGGAUUUUUGUACCACGGCAGAGUAAAAGCCGUAGCGGACGGUUGUAGAGAGGCUGGUGUGGCUAUCUAA